AUGGUGGUAAGUCUGGCUGGGGUACGGUGGCCCCGCCUUGAGAUGCUUUGUGAUCGCUCAAGGGGUCGCCCUUAGAACUUGCUUGUUCGCUCACCCGGCCUUUGUUCCCAUUCUUGGUUCAUGUUAAGGGAGUUUGAGGCGAAGCCUGUCAAACUCUGCGUCAUACAUAAUGACGUCAGCGCCGGCAACGUGCUGCUCCGGCCCGACGACGGCGGUUUCUGCCUCAUCGACUGGGGCCGGGCCUAUCUGGACCUUCGAGUUUGA
Microbotryum saponariae is the source of this 264-nucleotide messenger RNA. Lineage: Eukaryota; Fungi; Basidiomycota; Microbotryomycetes; Microbotryales; Microbotryaceae. The record is from the annotation of a GenBank genome assembly.